Carassius auratus (goldfish) is the source of this 2779-nucleotide messenger RNA. It is a transcript of the gene dnajb6a, whose product is annotated as DnaJ heat shock protein family (Hsp40) member B6a. Lineage: Eukaryota; Metazoa; Chordata; Actinopteri; Cypriniformes; Cyprinidae. The record is from RefSeq and is a predicted model, not a curated record. The transcript has 10 exons. Gene Ontology annotation, molecular function: Hsp70 protein binding. The coding region runs from base 173 to 1126 and encodes 317 amino acids.
CAUCAGAGAGACUACAGCCGCAGGCGCCAAUGCUUUGAAAAUCUAAAACAGGACGUGACGUCAAAUUUCGGAAGAAAAAAAAAUCCCAGAAGAUUCGUGUUAUUUCCGGACGCUUCUUGUCACAUCAGCUCGAUACAGCGUCCCACAGGCAGAGCAAUUGAAGUCAGUGGCCAUGGAUGAUGACUAUUACGUGAUUUUAGGGGUGCAGAGAAAUGCAUCUCCAGAUGACAUCAAAAAAGCUUACAGGAAACUGGCUCUCAAGUGGCACCCAGAUAAGAAUCCAGAUAACAAGGAAGGGGCAGAAAAGAAGUUUAAGCAGCUUUCAGAAGCUUAUGAAGUCCUUUCAGAUGCAAACAAAAGGAACGUAUACGAUCGAUAUGGAAAAGAAGGCUUAACUCCAGGUGGAGGAGGAGGAAGAGGACACUUUAAUAAUGACCACUUUGGAGGAUUCACAUUCCGCAAUCCAGAGGAUGUCUUCAGGGAAUUCUUUGGCGGUCAAGAUCCUUUUGCAGAUUUCUUUGGUGGAGAUCCAUUUAAUGAUGACUUCUUCGGUGGCGGUCGGCAGCACCACCACCACCACCAACACCACCACCACCACCAGCAGCGGGGCAUGAGCAGAAGCCGAACAGGAGGGUCCUUCUUUGGCGGCUUUGGGGGAUUCCCACCUUUUGGGGCAGGAUUUUCAUCUUUUGAUGCGGGUUUUUCUCCCUUUGGGCAUAUGGGAGGAGGAGGAUUAACUUCUUUCUCUUCAACUUCAUUUGGUGGAGGGGGAGGUGGCGGAGGCAUGGGCAGCUUCCGCUCUGUGUCAACCUCCACUAAAUUCAUCAAUGGCAGGAAGAUCACUACAAAAAGAAUCGUUGAGAACGGACAGGAACGUAUAGAAGUCGAAGAAGAUGGACAGUUAAAAUCUCUAACCAUAAAUGGAAAAGCCCAGGAGAUAGGCAUGCUGGAGGGUCACAGACAGAGGAAGGAGCUCCCUGACUCCUCUUCCUCCUCCUCCUCGCAUUCUGCAAGGCAGUCAGCUCAGAGAGAGGAGCAAAAUAAAACUACAGGCAAAGAGCAAACUGGAGUCAAGAGGAAGAGAAUGACGGUGAAGGGAGAGACCAAAAAGGCCAAAGAGUCCUAAAUUUGUCUCUUCAUCUCAACUUAUAGUACUGAUAGUCUGACAUGCUGUAGCUGUGCAUAUUCUGUGUUGAAAACUCGCUAGCAGUUUUGGUUUUGUUUAUUUUAUUUUAUUUGUUUGGAUGCAAAAGUAACAUUUAUUAGAAGUUUUUUAUGCUGAUACUAAUCGAUAACAAAUAGUAAAUCAUCUGCUCUGAAGAACUUUGACUGAUUUUAAAAAAUCAAAAUAAAAACCUGAAUUUGAAAAGAUUUAAUGAAAAUCUGUGCAACCAAGCAUUUCUCAUUCGCAUGAUCCAUGUGGUUUAUUAUUGAAUAAACAAAACACAAGCAACCUACAUGGAUUUUCAGUAAUAAAACCAGAACUGCCUUUGGUUGAAUUUAUGGUCAAACUUGAUAACAUUUAACUCGUUCGAUGUAAACACAAUGCUAGAUGCUUGGUAUUUGGUUCAGUCUUGGUUGUUGUAUAGAAGCAUAGUCAUACUAAAAAAAUACUAGCCAUAUUAUCAGUUUCAGACUAAAUACAACAAAUCUGUUAAAACAAUGGCUUGUACAUGCCGUUUUCGUGAAAUUGCAGUCUCCCUUCUUUCUGGCGAUCCCUGCCUUUAGCAGUGGACCCCAUUUGCUCCUGGUGAGAAACUUCUCUUUCAGCUCCUGAAAGACUUGGGGGUCCGUCAUGUUCCAUCUCAAUCUUCUGCUCUACAAGCUUUAGCAGGUUGUCUUCCUUUCCCAUGGUCAUGACGUCUCCUUCAGCCUGAGCAAAUUCACAGCACAUCCUCAGGCUAUGGUCUUUAGUAAGGUUAGAUGCCAUGCUGAAUUUAACAUGGUUAAAAACGAGGCAGUGAGGGAGAGACUUACAGUCUUGACAAUGACACACACAGUAUAAAGGUCCUAGAUCACGUUGUUUUCUCAACUCACAACUUUCAAUAACGUUUUAUGAAGUUUCUAUCUACAGAAAGCUUUUUUUCAAAGCUUUUUUGUCCCUCACAGCCUUGAUUUUAUUUUAAAAAUUAAAUAUGGUGCUACACUGCUAAGGUCUAUUGGAUUCAGAAGAUGAUUAAAUUAAAUUUGGCUAUAUAUGUUUUGUUGUCAGAUUGGUGUUACCUGUAUUUGUGUUUGGUUAACACCCGUUUCAGUGGAAUUAACUGAUGGAUGGUGGACUGAGAUGGGUCCUGAAUCUCUUCACCUCAUUCCCACCGAAAAACCAUACUUUCUGUUCACAAGGACAUCAAAUCUGCUUUAACAACUAAUGGAAAGUGCACUGAAAGGGGUGUUUUUUGGUUGUUUGUUUUUUACAUUGAACAUUAAAAAUAUUCAUCCUUUUUUAGAGAAACUGUUUUGUAGAGCUCUUCACAGAGAUCUAAUUUCGGUUAGUUCAUCAUUUCUGAAUUACUUUGUGUUCUGUAAAAUAUGUUUGAGUUUGCUGCUGUUAUUUGAAAGCAUUUGUUGUUUUACCAUCUUCUGCCCUUUGAAAGAGCCCAUUAUCUUAUCUUAUUAUUGGGUUUGACUGGUUGACCCUUCGACUGAGGAGGCAUCUGUUUUGGGAAUUCCUUGACUGUAACCUGGUCCAGCCGCUUCAUAAACCAUGAGGGAAGCCACUCCUCCAGAUUAGUGUGAAGUUCAGUCUGUGGAGAUCAUUGACAAUAAACCAUUGUUUUUA